Labeo rohita (rohu) is the source of this 2146-nucleotide messenger RNA. Its product is annotated as E3 SUMO-protein ligase ZBED1. The coding region runs from base 1 to 1743 and encodes 580 amino acids. The transcript is spliced from 4 exons. The record is from RefSeq and is a predicted model, not a curated record. NCBI's taxonomy places the organism in Eukaryota, Metazoa, Chordata, Actinopteri, Cypriniformes, Cyprinidae. Gene Ontology annotation, molecular function: protein dimerization activity; DNA binding.
AUGUCGAAGAUUUUAGAAGCGCCGUUGUCCCUAAAGGCAGAUGUUUGGACACAUUUUGGUUUUAAAGCAAAGGAAGGAAACCAAGGGAUCGAUAAAACAAAUGCAAUCUGCAAGCAUUGCCAGGCUUCUAUACGCUACACCGGUAAUACAACUAACCUGCGCUCCCACCUGCAAAGACACCAUGCAGACAAGCUAGCUUCGCCGCAGCCCAAAAAAACACGGGACCCCACGCAAACUACUUUGGACAACACAACAUCCAAGCUUCCAUCUAACUCAGUCCGUGCACAGAAGAUUACGGAGUCUGUGGUGCAUUAUAUUUGCAAAGGUUUAUGUCCCUACAGUGUUGUCGAGAACACAGGCUUUCGCUUUAUGAUCAACACGUUAGAUCCCCGUUACGUGAUCCCUACCCGCAGCUACAUGACCGACAAAGCAGUACCGAGAAUAUAUGACAAAGUCAAAGACGAUGUUAAGUCAGCCCUGAGUUCUGCCCCACGAGUGUUACCGAAAGCGGCGCUGGAGGAGUGGGACCUCGUAUCCAAAGACCCAGCUAUUGUGACUGACAACGCCGCAAAUAUGAGCGUCGCAGCGGAGCUUGCCGGUAUGUUGCAUUUCAGGUGCUUCGCUCACACUUUAAACCUGGCCUCGCAGUGUGCACUGAAGCUUCCUGCUGUCGCUUGUUUAUUGGGACGUGUUAGACGGAUAUCCACCUUUUUUAAGCGCAGUACCACAGCCAGCCACGUACUUCGACAGAAGCAGAAGUUGCUCGAGUUGCCUGAACAUAAACUGAUCACUGAUGUUGUGACGCGCUGGAAUAGCGCGCAUGAUAUGCUCGAGCGCUUUCUUGAGCAGCAACCCGCUGUCUCCGCUGCUCUUCUGUCCAACGAGCUUAGGAAAACCGAGAAAGAAGUUUGCACCCUAUGUGAGUCGGACAUUACAUCUGCGGAGGAGAUAGUGGAUGCAAUGAAGCCCAUGAAGAUUGCUACUCUUGUAAUGUCAAAAGAAAGCUCUCCAACACUGUCAGUUGUGACCCCUCUUCAUGCUCAGCUCAUCCAGGAUUUCCAAGAGAGCAGAGCAGAUAGUGAGAUAGUGAAAGAAAUCAAAGCGGCUAUUUGCCAAGAUUUGAGCAAGAGGUACAUGGAUCAGCAGAAAGAGACCAUGUAUGUAUGUUCAGCACUCGAUCCAAGAUUCAAAGCUUUGCCCUUCCUUCCUGAUGAUGAACGAGAGGAAAUAUACUUGAGAAUCACUGCAGAAGCUCGAAGAAUUCAAGAACUAUUUCAGAUAAGCCCUUCAAAACAAUAUAUUGUAAAGGAAGAGGCUAAAGUGAUACCAGGAGAGGAGGACAAUCAUGUGGAAGACAAGGAUGACAUUCCUGCCAGCCCACCACCCAAGAAGAAAAAGGACUUGUGCUGUUUGGCUGAUCUGCUUGGUUCAACUUACAGUGCAGGUCCUGCGGUGAGACACAGAACCACACAGGCCCAGGCAGAAGAGGAGAUGUCAAGGUACAAGGAGGCACCACCCCUGUCUCUUGCUGAGGGAAGUCCACUCAGUUGGUGGAAAGAGCACCAGAAUGAAUAUCCACUAAUGUCACGCCUUGCCAAAGUGUACCUGUGCAUUCCAGGGACUAGUGUCUCCUCGGAGCGCGUUUUCUCUAUGGCAGGCGAUAUCGUAACAGCACAGAGAAGUGUACUAAGCUCAAAGCAUGUUGACCAACUUCUGUUUUUGAACAAAAAUCUUAAGUCAUAGGAUAAAGCUAGCAUUACCAAGAGUAUCCUCAGGUUAUUGUUUUGUUGCUGCAGUGAUUUUUGUUCAACCUGCCUUUUUUAGGACAAACCUGGUUUAGCCUUAAGAUUUUAAAAAUCCAUCCUGUUAUGAGGUAGAUUUGUUGUUGUGCCAAAUGUUAAAGCAAGAUAUAGCAUUUAAGUGAUUUCAUAGUGAAAUAUGUUAUGGCAGUACAUGGUGUCACAAAAAAGAAUUAUAAGAAGAUUUAAUAAGAAGUUAAGAAUAAGAAGAAGAAGAUUUUGUUCUUGUGUGAGCUCAGACUGUACCCUUGGAAAGUUAAAUGUUGACUUGUGGUAAUUUCCAGAUUAAUACAAUUUGUGUACAAUUAAUCAGAGCACUUAAAGCUGCAAAUAUUUAAGCAAAAUGC